This is a messenger RNA of Ziziphus jujuba (common jujube), 2532 nucleotides long. RefSeq lists its product as uncharacterized. Lineage: Eukaryota; Viridiplantae; Streptophyta; Magnoliopsida; Rosales; Rhamnaceae. The record is from RefSeq and is a predicted model, not a curated record. The transcript has 9 exons. Gene Ontology annotation, cellular component: membrane. Bases 649 to 2331 code for a protein of 560 amino acids.
UCCAGUGGGUGUCAAAAGUUUUCAGGCGGUCCUCCACCUGAGUGAGACAGAAAAAAUAAAUAAAUAAAUAAAAGAAAAAUAUUGAGAGAGACAGAGGAGGUAAAGUAAAGCAGAAAAGGACAAAAGAAGUGGCGGUAUGGAAGCAAAAAAACAAUAAAUAAAAAGGCGAAUAAGGGGAUGGAGGGGGUGAGUGAGUGUGUUGUGUGCUUUGCUUAAUGCAGUCACAUUGUAUUGUUCAGAGAAAACAGUACCAAGUAUAGAGGAGGAGCCGAUAACUCCUUUAUUCAUUCACACAUACCCGCCUUUUUUCUUUUCCUCCCCUAAUAAUCGCCUUCAAUUGCCCCACCAUGUGAUCCUCCCUCUCUCUUUCCCUCUUUCUUUCCCUCUCUCUCUCUGUCUCUCUCUCUCUUUCUCUGUCUACUUCAUCUUCUUUCUCUCUCCUUAUAUACCCCUUUAGCAACAGAGAUAUAUGGUUAUCACACUGGAACUCUAAAACCCAGUCGCUCACUCACAAUUCCACUCCCUCUUUCUCAAGAUUUUUGAGAUUUGGGUUUGGAUCAGAGUAGGAUUCUGGGAAAUGGGUCUGUUUUAUUUGAGGUAACUCUGUUUGAGAUUUGAUGCAGACAGAGGAGGGGAGAGAGAUAAAAAAUGAAGCUUUUUUGGGUCACCGCUUCAUUCUGCUUUUUUUUCUUCUUGGGUUUGGGCUCUUUGAGCUCCGUUUCAGCUGUGAAUGGACCGCUCAGACAUCAUCUCAAAUUCGUUUUAGGAGAAGAGAACCUGGGGCCAUGGAAGAAUGAAGUCUCGGAGGCUUCAGAGGCACCUGGGCCAGUCAGCGAUGCACAUCAGAGCACGCUUGUGCUGGCAGCCAAUAGGACGAACAGACCCGAUAUUCUUAACGGCUUUAGACGAUACCUUGGCGGUUGGGAUAUUGUUAAUCGACAUUACUGGGCUUCUGUUGGAUUUACAGGUGUUGCUGGUUUUGUUAUCUCUAUCCUAUGGUUUAUUUCUUUUGGCUUAGUUCUUGCGGUUCAUCAUUGCUGUGGGUGGAAGAUAAAUAUCAAAGAUGAAGGAUCACGACGUUCACAAAGCAUCAGUCUUGUCUUGCUUAUAGUCUUCACUUGUGCUGCAUCGAUUGGAUGUAUCCUACUUUCUGUUGGGCAGGAUGAGUUUCAUGAUGAAGUGUUGGGUACUCUGAAAUAUGUUGUCAACCAAUCAGACUACACAGUGCAGAUCCUGAGAAAUGUCACAGAAUACCUGUCCCUUGCAAAGACUAUCAAUGUUGCCCAGGUUUUCCUUCCUUCUGAUGUUAUGGAUGAUAUUGACAAGUUGAAUGUGGAUCUCAAUACUGCAGCAGAUAUGCUGAAGGAGAAGACGAGUGAAAAUUCUGUUAAAAUAAAAGAAGUCUUCAAUGUUGUGCGUUCAGCUUUAAUCGCUGUUGCAGCAGUAAUGCUUCUUCUGGCAGUGAUUGGUCUUCUCCUAUCUAUCCUUGGCCACCAACAUGCAAUCCAUAUAUUUAUAAUUAGCGGAUGGUUUCUUGUGGCAAUUACAUUCAUUCUCUGUGGGGUCUUUGUAAUCCUCAACAAUACAGUUUCAGACACUUGCAUGGCCAUGGAAGAAUGGGUAGAAAAUCCGCAUGCAGAAACAGCUCUUAGCAACAUCCUUCCAUGUGUUGAUCAAAAAACUACAAACCAGACGCUCAUCCAGAGUAAACAAGUUAUCAAUGCCAUGGUAAAUGUUGUCAACCGAUUUAUCUAUACCUAUGCAAAUGCGGAUCCAUCCGAGGGCGAUCCUAACUAUUACAACCAAUCUGGACCUCUGAUGCCACCUCUGUGUUACCCAUUUGACUCUAAUUUGCAAGAUAGCCGUUGUGGGGAUCAAGAUGUAUCGAUUGCAAAUGCUUCUGUGGUUUGGGAGAAAUAUAGAUGCAAAGUGUCUUCUGGAGUGUGCACCACAGUUGGAAGAGUGACCCCUGAAAUAUUUACACAGCUGAUAGCGGCCGUCAAUGAAAGCUAUGCGCUGCAGCACUAUGCUCCGCCUUUACUAAGUCUUCAGAAUUGCAAUUUUGUCAGGGAUACAUUCCGAAAUAUCACCUCAAGUUAUUGUCCUCCGUUAAACCAUUAUCUCAAAAUUGUGAAUGCAGGAUUGGCUCUGAUUUCUGUUGGAGUUUUGCUCUGUCUUGUCCUAUGGAUACUCUAUGCAAACCGCCCCCAAAGGGAGGAAGUGUUUGUGAAACAACUAUCCAAACUAAUAAAAGGCAAGAGUCACAAUAGCAACUUCAACAAUAAUAUCAACGGUGAUAUAUCAUCAUCAAAUACACCGACCCAUGUCUAGACGGUAUAGUACAAAAUUAUAGAAAGAAAUAGGCUUUUUUUGUUUUGUUUUUUGUUGUUGUUGUUGUAAGGAGAGAACCAAAGUAGAGCAAAGCUCUAUUUUGAGUUGGUGGGGCUAAUUGCCUAUUCUAGUGUAUUUUGAUAUGUAUAUGUAUAGAUAAAGCAAUUUGAUCAUUAAUCUAUUUUUAUGGCAUUCCUGAAA